GAAACUCAUCAUCCACGUUCAAAGACAGACAGGGAUAUCUAUCAGCUUCUGAUAUCUGUCUGCCUGAGAGAGAGAUACAAAAAUGGAAUUUUGCUUAGUAACGCCAUGCAACCAAAGGAGGAACAUGCGCCUCAUCUUAACAAUGCUCAUCUUCUCAAUUUUGUCAGGGUGUCUGGAAGUAGCAGGCUGGUCCUACCACCACUCUGACCAGAAGAUGGACUGGAAUAAAGCCAGAGUCUGGUGUCAGUCUCAUUACACAGACAUGGUGGCAAUCCAAAACAAAGGGGAGAUUGAGCACCUCAACCAUCUACUACCCAGGAUAAGUGGCUACUACUGGAUCGGCAUUCGCAAGAUAAAUAACUCCUGGACCUGGGUUGGAACCAGCAAGACGCUGACUAAGGAGGCAGAGAACUGGGCCACCGGUGAGCCCAAUAGUGCUGGGAGAGGGACAGAGGAGGACUGUGUGGAGAUUUACAUCAAGAGAGAAGAAGACCCAGGGAAAUGGAAUGACAUCUCUUGCAAAAAGCCAAAAACAGCAUUGUGCUACACCGCCUCUUGUAAGAAGGAUUCUUGCAGUGAGAAUGGAGAGUGUGUCGAGACUAUCAAUAAUCACACGUGCAAGUGUUUCGAAGGCUUCUACGGGGAAAAGUGUGAACAUGUUGUCCAGUGCGAGAGGGAGGUGGUCACGACUCCGCAGCAGGGCUCUUUCAGCUGUUCCCACCCCCACGGGAAUUUCUCCUACGGGUCAGAAUGCAGUUACUCCUGCCAGCCAGGCUAUCAGCUCAUUGGCUCCGAGACCCUCAGAUGCACAGCCUCCAAAGCCUGGUCCCACGUGCCCCCGACCUGCGAGGUGGUUCGAUGUGAUGAGCUGGCCAAGCCCAAUAGGGGCUUCAUGAACUGCUCCUCACCCCUGGGAGACUUCAGCUACCUGUCGCUCUGCCAGUCCACCUGUGACGAGGGGCACACCCUGACCGAUCCCCUCUCCUCCGCACUCGUAUGCGGCGCCUCGGGCCGUUGGAACGGCACCCAGCCCCAGUGUGAAGUUGUUCAGUGUCCUGCCAUCACAGCUCUGCAGCACGGCCAUAUUUCCUGUGAUGGAGACCCCACAACCCCCAACAGCUACUCAACCCAAUGCAAGUUCACCUGUGAGGACGGCUUCCGCCUGAGUGGUGUGUCUGCGGUCAGCUGCGCAGCAUCUGGACAGUGGACUGACCAGCCUCCAGUGUGUGAAGCCAUCACAUGCCCACGGCCAGAAAACCCUCAGCUACUCUCCAAUUGCACAGACGCUGAGGAUACAAGACACAUGGGCUCCGUCUGCUCCUUUAGCUGCAGCUCCAGCUUCAACCUGCAGGGGGAGCCCAGCGCCCAGUGCAAUAAGAUAGGGCAGUGGAGCUCCCCAACCCCCACCUGUGUGGAGGUGCAGUGUCCCCCUCUCAAGGACCCAGAGGCGGGCAGCGUGGACUGCUCAGGCCACUUCCCAGGAGCCGUUUGUGAAGUCAGCUGCAAUGAAGGCUUCCACCUGCAGGGGGCGCACAGAGCAGUGUGCACAGACAGUGCUGAGUGGAUCGUGGAUGGACAGACCCCCACAUGCAGAGUUGUUCAGUGUCCUGCCAUCACAGCUCUGCAGCACGGCCAUAUUUCCUGUGAUGGAGACCCCACAACCCCCAACAGCUACUCAACCCAAUGCAAGUUCACCUGUGAAGACGGCUUCCGCCUGAGUGGUGUGUCUGCGGUCAGCUGCAAAGCAUCUGGACAGUGGACUGACCAGCCUCCAGUGUGUGAAGCUGUUCAGUGUCCUGCCAUCACAGCUCUGCAGCACGGCCAUAUUUCCUGUGAUGGAGACCCCACAACCCCCAACAGCUACUCAACCCAAUGCAAGUUCACCUGUGAGGACGGCUUCCGCCUGAGUGGUGUGUCUGCGGUCAGCUGCGCAGCAUCUGGACAGUGGACCGACCAGCCUCCAGUGUGUGAAGCGGUGAGAUGCCCCCAGAUACAAACAGCUAGCGACAGCGUCAUGAACUGCACCGGGGGCAUGGACGGCCAGGAGCACACCUACACAGCCAGCUGCACGUUUGUCUGCCGCCAAGGAUACCUCCUCCAUGGCAACCAGACGAUGAUGUGUAGUCGGCACGGCAACUGGACUGGAGAGGUGCCCGAGUGUCAAGCUCCGCCCGAGCCUCUCAUCAACCCCACCACCAUCAUGAUGGCAACGGGGGGCGCCACCACAAUUUCUGCUCUCUCUCUGGUCUUCUGGCUCCUGAAGAAAAUGCAACGGAAAGGAAACAAGUUUGAUCUCAACAGCACCCUUGACCAAGACGAGCCCCCUCAGGUCUACAAAAGCGUCGAUAGUCUUAUUUGAGAGUUGAGAGUCGGCACAGCAUACACAGCAGGACUGAGCAGAGUGCAGGCUUUUGGCGAGAGGAGACAACGGGAGAGACGACCUGUGGAACAACAGAGAGAACGAAACGACCUCACGAGUGAAUAUGUGAAUUUGCUAAUUCUUUUAAGCGAUUGAUGAGUGAACACGCAGAUGUCAUGGGUGAAAAGGUCACAGGCGUUUUUGUUUUUUUUAUUCCUCCAAAAGUUGUGAAUCUGGAUAAACACACAUACACACACACACACAUAUAAUCACACACGUACACAUUCAAUACUGCCAAACUCCAAGAAGCACUGGUAUGCUGAAUUGUUCUUCUUCCUUAGGGAAGCUCCUUUAUUUAUUUAUUUAUUUGGCCAUAUUGUUCAUGGCAAAAUUAUUUAAUUUAUUCCAAUAGUGUACAUUAUUAUUAUUAUUAUUAUUAUUAUUAUUAUUAUUAUUAUUAUUAUUAUUAUUAUUGGUUAUUAUUGUGUGCUCUGAUGUUAUUCUGUAUCAUGGUUUGUUUUUAUAUGAGUAUGUAUUAGAUAUGUAUAUUUCUCGCUGUUUGUACUGCCAUUUUUCAUAAGAUGAAUAAAAGUGUUUCAUAUAAUGUGC
This is a messenger RNA of Sardina pilchardus (European sardine), 2968 nucleotides long. Its product is annotated as E-selectin-like. Lineage: Eukaryota; Metazoa; Chordata; Actinopteri; Clupeiformes; Clupeidae. Gene Ontology annotation, cellular component: membrane. Gene Ontology annotation, biological process: cell adhesion. The record is from RefSeq and is a predicted model, not a curated record. The transcript has 15 exons. The coding region runs from base 83 to 2359 and encodes 758 amino acids.